AUGGUUUUAACUAGUCAAUCUUUAAUAUGGACUGCGUUUUUGGAUUUUCGUUUAGCCGUUUUUGGUCAGGCAUUUGCUCAGUCGCAAAGCUUUGACUGCGCGGGCGACGAGGUGCUUGUGGAGUCUUCGCCGCCCGCUUCCCCCGAAAUGGCGGCCCAAUUGGCCCAGCCGACGCAGGGCACAAGUGGUGGCAGUCCAUCGCCAAGUGCGGUGCGGGAGUUGAUAGUGAUACCAGAAAUACCAAAUGGCAUCAAUCUCCAGCAUGCCAUACAACAGGUCUCAACAUCAGUGGUGGAGGUAAAUGGUGACAGCUCGGGCCAUUCGAGCCCCAAUAACGAGACGCAGCAUACUUAUAUAGUCGCAAUGCAGAACAUCAAGACGGAGCUCGAUGAAGACACAACGACUAUCGACUUCACCUUAAAGCAGGAAGAAUGCGAUGGUGGGAACGGAGUCAACUACCAUGUUCAGUACGUGGAACCUCAGGAGAUUUACACUCAAGGACCGCAGUCUCAUAUGGAAACGUUGCGCGCAUACCCAGUAUUUGGAGUCGCUAAUGUGGAAACGGUCGCCGACACAUCGGCAAAUGAUGGCGAUGGUUGGAGUGCGGAGUUUUCCUUCGCGACUGCCGGGACGGACAGUGCGGGUACUUCGGGCGCGGGCAGCUCGAGCAAUGAGCAGCCAACUUCACCAGCACCGGCAGCACGCAUGCCGCCGGCCACAGUUCAAUGGCUGCUUGACCACUAUGAGACUGCCGAGGGUGUGUCCUUACCACGUUCAACGCUUUACGCCCACUACAUGCGCCACUGCAGCACUCAUCGUCUCGAACCAGUGAACGCGGCCUCGUUUGGCAAACUCAUUCGCUCAGUGUUUGUUGGGCUGCGCACGCGCCGGCUGGGCACAAGAGGCAAUUCCAAAUAUCACUACUACGGGAUACGGGCUAAACCUACCGCCCCACGGGACUCGCCUACAUUCCAGAAUAAAUUGGAUUUGGAUGAACAACAGCAGGAGGUACGCGGUCGCGACCACGAGCCGGCUGUUGUCGGUCUCAGUGGUUCCGCACACCGGCACUACCUGGGCACGGUGUCACCACCCGACCCACCUGACCUCUUCUUGGACGACCUGUCGGAAGACGUUCCACUCAAUGCAGCACAACUCCUCCAGAUGCAUCAUCAGGAACACGGCGUAGAAUUCCUAGAAGCUGUGGCAGCGUUAGACACGUCUGCAGUUGAGCGGGCUCGGCGCAACUUCUGGAAGCGUCCGCCGGGUGACCUAUGUCGUCGUGUGCUGUACAAGCUGACCGCACGCAGAGACGUCGCCAUCUGGCUGCGGAAAGCUGAAAUGCAGCUGUAUCAGCGCGCUGUGGAAUUGCUGUUACCGGACGUUCUCAGACCCAUACCUUCUCAGUUAACGCAGGCUAUCCGUAACUUUGCCAAGACACUGGAGUCGGCCCUCGCGGCUGGUUCUGGGGGUGCGCCAACGCUGGCUGCACGCGCCCAGAGUUCAGCCGCCGCCGCCCUGGCCGGGGCACUGCGCAGGUACACCUCGCUCAACCACCUGGCGCAGGCUGCUCGGGCAGUUCUGACCAAUCAUCAUCAGAUACAGCAGAUGGUGUCAGAUCUGAGUCGCGUAGAUUUCCGCGUCGUGCGCGAACAAGCUGGAUGGGCUUGCGCAUGCGGUUCAACGCCAGCAGCGCACAAACUGGAGGCCGAUUUUAAGGCGACUCUCGGGCGUGGCGCGUCUCUGGAGCAGUGGGCCGGGUGGCUGGAAGCCUGCGUGCGCGACGCCCUAGCGCCUCACACCGGUCGCGCGGAUUACACUGCGCGUGCGCGGCGUUUGCUUCUCGAUUGGUCUUUCUACUCUUCGCUAGUGAUUCGAGAACUCACUUUACGGUCUGCCGCGUCGUUCGGCUCCUUCCACCUCAUCCGGUUGCUGUAUGACGAGUACGUGGCCUUCUUGAUCGAGAGGCGCGUGGCCGCCCAUCGCCAGGAGCCGCCCAUAGCCGUCAUGCAGCGCGCCCUCGACGACGACGACGAGUUGCCAGAGGAGGUUGCGCGCGAGGAGGAGGAAGGUGAUGGGGACGGGGAGUGGGAGUGGGGGGAGGAGGAGGACGAUGACGAAGAUGACGUCGAUUGCAAAAAGGCUCGUCUCUCGGAUUAG
Molecule: messenger RNA, 2157 nt
Organism: Leptosia nina
Lineage: Eukaryota; Metazoa; Arthropoda; Insecta; Lepidoptera; Pieridae
Source: the annotation of a GenBank genome assembly